UUGAGAGAAUUUGUUGAUUCAGAGUGAUGGCUAGCUCCAUAGCAUCUCGUUGGAGAGAACUCAGUGGCGAGAAAAACUGGGAGGGCCUAUUGCAUCCUCUUGAUCUUGAUCUCCGCCGCUACAUUAUUCAUUAUCUUCAAAGGGCUGGAGCUGCGGGAGAUCUCUUCAAUAACAAGAAGGCAUCUAAGAGUUACGGACUUAGCCUAUAUCCACCAGAUGAAUAUUUUUCUAGGGCUGGUCUUGAAAUUGGAAAUCCAUACAAGUACCGGGUGACCAACUUUAUAUAUGGCACGGUUGGUACUAGUCAGUCAGAAUACUUUGGAUUUGUGGCAGUGGCCACAGAUGAAGGAAAGGCUGUUCUAGGAAGGAGGGAUAUUCUAGUUUCAUGGAGAGGAAGCAUGACUCGCGCGGACUGGUCUGAAAAUAUAGACUUCGUCCCAACAUCGGCCAAAGAAUUAUUCGGAACUGAUUUAGCUCAAGUGCACUCUGGCUUUCUUUUUAUUUAUGCAGGGAAAAUGGCGGAUUCUCUUUACAAUAAAACCAGCGCCAGAGAUCAGGCUCUAAAGGCGGUCCAGGAACAGGUUGACAAGUACCAGAAUGAAGAUGUAAGCAUAACUGUAACAGGCCAUAGCUUGGGUGCCGCACUUGCAACCCUGAAUGCUAUGGACAUAGUUGCCAAUAGUUUUAACAAGCCAACAGGCAACUCGGCUAAGUCAUCCAUGGUCACAGCUUUUCCAGUUGCCAGCCCUCGCGUUGGGAAUCUAAAAUUCAUGGAAAUAUUUGAUGAACUUAAGGAUCUUCAUCUCCUGCGCAUUGUGAAUUCCAUAGACCCUGUUCCUAAUGUUCCAAUUGGAUUUGACUACACCCAUGUAGGAGAAGAGUUAGGAAUUGACACAACUAAGUCAACGUACUUGAAAUCGAAUGUUCAUCCUCACAAUUUGGAUGUCUAUGGGCAUGGAGUUGCAGGGGUGCAAGAAAAUGGAGAAUUCAAAUUGGAAGAGGAACUUGAAUUUGACAAUGCAGUCGUAAACAAAACUGGUGAUUGUUUACUGGACGAGUAUAAAAUUCCAAUUGAAUGGUGGAACAAUGAGAAGUUCAAGGGCAUGGUUCAGAUGGAUGACGGUCAUUGGAAGUUCAUUGACUCUGCUUAUGUGCCAGAUCCUCCAAGUGCUUGAUCAUGGCAAAUGCUCAAGAUCUUUUACUCUUUUUAAGACGUAAUCAAAUAAAAGUGUGUCACUAUCCCAAAAAUAAGUACCUCUAUUUUUAGAGCAAUCCAAAUGGAAGGGUGAAUUCGUGGUUUCUUUUAAAUGAGUUGGACAUUAGGCCUGGUUUGUCAACAACAGAUAGUUUAGUACGUCCAACGUAAUUGUGCUGUCUGUAGUUUGUGUUAUA
Molecule: messenger RNA, 1392 nt
Organism: Theobroma cacao (cacao)
Lineage: Eukaryota; Viridiplantae; Streptophyta; Magnoliopsida; Malvales; Malvaceae
Product: phospholipase A1-IIgamma-like
Biological process (GO): lipid metabolic process
Molecular function (GO): glycerophospholipid phospholipase A1 activity
Source: RefSeq, a predicted model, not a curated record